AACUUUUCAUUGACUUUGCUCACUUCGGGCCGGGGCGCGGGAAGGUGCGGCUCGUCGGCUGAGACCAGCCCAGCGGCUCGGGUGACGCGCGGGGCCGGAAGGGCAGGACCGCGCGUCGGCCACCUCCCGGAGCCGUCCUCCUCCGUCCCUCCCGCGCCUUCGCUGCCGCCGGCCGGCCCUCCGUCCCUCCUCCCCGCGCCACCGCCGAGCCCGACCCCCAAGGAAAGCUCAAAGAAUUAUUAUUAACAAUCUUAGUCCUCCCCACACACACUUCCUCCUUCGCCUCGUCCCCCGCCGCCCGCCCCGCAAAAAAAAAAAAAAAAAAAAGAACCGCAACGACGAUAAGGACAAGGACACAUCUGCUCCCGGACCCAGCGGACACUCAGGAAGGACCGCCGCCCCGCGCUCAGGACCACCCUGGAGGGAGCGGCCGCCCCGCUGCCGGCGAAGCCCGAAGCUAGCCAGAGCCCACCUCAGCCCACCUGCUGUCCUGUGUCCCUGCCUGUGGCCUGUGCGAGUGCCCUGAGCUCACUGUCUGCUGCGAGGGGACCAUGCAGCUGGAGAUCAAGGUGGCCUUGAACUUCAUCAUCUCCUACCUGUACAACAAGCUGCCGCGUCGCCGGGCUGACCUGUUCGGGGAGGAGCUUGAGCGGCUUUUGAGACGGAAGUAUGAAGGCCACUGGUACCCCGACAAACCGCUGAGGGGCUCCGGCUUCCGCUGCGUCCACAUUGGGGAGGUGGUGGACCCUGUGGUGGAGCUGGCUGCCAAACGCAGUGGUCUCGCGGUGGAGGACGUGCGGGCCAACGUGCCCGAGGAGCUGAGUGUCUGGAUCGACCCUUUCGAGGUGUCCUAUCAGAUCGGGGAGAAGGGGAGCGUGAAGGUGCUAUACCUGGACGACAGUGAGUGCAGUGGUGCCCCAGAACUGGACAAGGAGAGCAAGAGCAGCUUCAACCCCGAUGCUCAGGUGUUCGUGCCCAUUGGCAGCCAGGACAGCUCCCUGGCCAGCUCGCCGUCGCCGUCCUUCGGCCAGUCACCCAGCCCCACCUUCAUUCCCCGCUCUGCCCAACCCAUCACCUUCACCACUGCCUCCUUUGCUGCUACCAAAUUCGGCUCCACCAAGAUGAAGAAGGGGGGUGGGGCCGCGGGGGGUGGGACAGGUGGUGGGGCCAGUGGCCAGCAGCCCCCGCAGCCGCCGCCUCGCCCCGCCCGCUCGCCCACCAGCAGCCUGCUGAAGCAGAAGGGCUUGUCUCUGUCCGUGCAUUCACUGAACUUCAUCACGGCCGGCCCAGCCCCUCAGUCCCAGCUCUCUCCCAAUGCCAAGGAGUUCGUGUACAGUGGUGGCAGCGGCAGCGGUGUGGCAGCUGGCCUCUUCCUGGGCGGGGCCGAGGCCCAGGGCAGCGGUGGGGCCGGCCCCUGCCACAGCAGCAGCUUUGAUGUGGCUCAGGUGUUUGGCGGGGGCACCAACAGCCUCUUCCUGGAGAAGACCCCCUUCGUGGAAGGCCUCAGCUACAACCUGAAUACCAUGCAGUACCCGAGCCAGCCCUUCCAGCCUGUUGUGCUGGCCAACUGAUCCCCGACUCCCGCUCAGGGCCCAGGAACCCCAGACCAGGGAGAAGGGCAAGAAAAGGAAAGGCCAAAAAAAAGAGGAAAAGAAAAAUAUACAAAAAGAUUUCUAAUCUGCUCCCUCUCACCUCUAGAGGAGACAGAGUCCGGGCGUGGGGCGUGAGGGGUUCCCCUGGGUCCUGGCUUCCCACCCGCCUGCGGUCCUGCCUGCCUCGCUUUAUGAGCUUGGUUUGGGGUUUGUAUUUUCCUUUUCCAUGUAGUGCUCUGGAUGCCAUCUUUAAUUACCGGUCCCUGUGCUAAGCGUGGCCAGGGGAGAACUGCUCCCUCGCCCUCCUCCAGCCCAGUGCAUCCAGGCUCACAGGGAGGAGGAGCCGCGGCGGGCCUGACCCCUCUCUGCCCACGGCCCUUCCUCUGUCCCCAGCUGGCCUCUCUCCAAGUCCUCCCACAGGCAGCUCAGACCCCAGCCCUCAGACCCUCGCAGCCGCAGCUGGGGCCAGCUGAUCCCUUCUCGGGAGUUAACCUGGGACUGCAGGGAGGUUAGAGCCUCAGCCUCCUUGAAUUCUUUCAUCUCUGUGGCCCUGCUGCCCCCGCCAGGCUGGGGCCUCCUGGUGCCGAGCGCCCAGCCUCACCCUCAGGCAGCAGCCGCUUCUGGGCCUGCGGCCAAAGAUAGAGAGGUGAGGGUGUGUGUGUGUGUGUGUGUGUGUGUGUACUUACUAUGGCUUGCUCUCCAGGAUUCCAAACAACGAGAAGCCUUCCCUGUUGGUGUGGUUUUGGAUCAGAGCAAGUGCUGGUUCCUGAGGGGUUGGGAGGCUUCAGGCCUGGAGGGCAGCCUCAGCCGAGCCUGUACCAUCCCCAGGGGCCAGCUGUGGCAGGAGCAGGCUCCCGAGCUGCUGAGGAAUCUGCACUUUAGUUUUGACCAAAAGUUAGUUCUGCAGAGCAGAGGGAAUGCCCAGGCACAAUGCCUGCAGGUGGGCCCUGGACUCCAGUUCUCCUGUGGUGUGACCUCAGGCCCCUGCUCGGCUGGGGGCUGCUCCGCUGAGGCCCCUGCCAUGAGAGUAGGCGGCCAGGAGAUGGGCAUGUGCCCAUGUUGGGGAUCCCAGACCUUGCAUUGCGACGUCUGCUGCCCUUGAGCCCCCACCAGCCUGGGAGUGUCUCACCACCCUGAGCCAGUUCCACUGGACCGUGAUGCUACAAGAGCGGUCCCUGGGCACCCCAGCAGUGCUCGCUCGCUGCCUCUACCAGGGGAGGGUGGCUUCGCCAGCCCCAGGGGACCAUCUGGGAGCCCCAACCCCAGCACAUGGGACACUUAGCACACGCCCUGCUGCAUGCUCCUAGGGACACCAGGUGAGCACUGCUCCAAAUAGAUUGAGCCCAGACAGGCACUGCCAGCCUCCCCUUCCUGCAGUGGCCACCAGCUCUACCUCCCCCAGCAGGGCGAUGCCCUGGCUGCCCAGUCCUGCACCAUGUGUCACCUGCAACUUCUCAGGAGCCAGCCUGUCUGGGCCUCUGUGUCCCCUGAGGUAAGCUCACACACUGACGGGCACAGGCACAUGGCCUCCCGGGAAAGACUGGCUGCUGCCUUAUCCCCUUCCUCUCCUCUCCCACCUAGACUGGCACCCACGGGUGCCACCCACCCCCAGGCCUGCUCCGUUCUCGCCACAAGGGGAGGCGGGGAGACCAGCCCGUUUGGGUCCUGGAAUCUGAAGAUGGCUGCAUGUUCAGGAGCCUGACUCUGGUGCUGGGCUGCUAGCCUGGCCCAGUCUGUCUUGUCUCAAAUCUAGAUAUUUUUGCUUCAGUUUUUUUUUUUUUUUUUUUUUAAGAAAACAAAAAUCUGCACUAAUUUACCUGGUUUCAUAGGAAAAGUUUUUUUUUUAUUUUUUACAUUUUUUGGUGUCUGUUUGUAUCGAAUGAUUUGCUACAUUUGUAAACUGUAAGAGGUAUAUAUAAUAUAUGUAUAUUUCUAAUGUAAGAAACGUAAUUUUUUCUGUUCAAGAUUUUUUCUUAAAAAGAGGAGAGAAACCAAUAUUUUUUCAGGAAAAAAAAAACUUUAAAUAAAUAAAAAAAAAGAAUAAAAUCUUUUUCUCCCCUUUCCCCAACCUCUGUCCGUCCCUCCUUCCCAGGAAUAGAUAAGGAGGUGGGCUAGCUAAAGAAUGCAAACUCACUCCAGACUAUUUUUUUUCUCACCACAGGGAGUUAGGGGCUGUCGACUCUCUUGUCUUCUCCCAAGGUGUGGGCUGGGGGACACACAGGCGAGUGGACGGGGCCCAGGGUGGGGGCUGAGGGAUGCAGGCGAGUGGACAGGGACCAGAGGUGGGAGGAGUGGGGGGCAGCAGACUUUUUUUCUUUUAGUGAAGGAGGAAUACAAUCAAGUGUUUUGUAUUCAGAAUGUUGUGCAAUAUUUUGGAAUGGGACAUUUGUGUGUGUAGAGAUUUAGUUUAAAAACUAAAGAUUGAUCAAAUCUGUACAGUUUAUAUUGUUCCAGAUUUUUUUAAGUUUGUAUUAAAAGCAUGAUAUAUAAUA
This is a messenger RNA of Ochotona curzoniae (black-lipped pika), 4084 nucleotides long. RefSeq names its product transducer of ERBB2, 2 (gene TOB2). The transcript is spliced from 2 exons. Gene Ontology annotation, molecular function: transcription corepressor activity. Gene Ontology annotation, biological process: regulation of gene expression. The coding region runs from base 552 to 1571 and encodes 339 amino acids. Lineage: Eukaryota; Metazoa; Chordata; Mammalia; Lagomorpha; Ochotonidae. Gene Ontology annotation, cellular component: cytoplasm; nucleus. The record is from RefSeq and is a predicted model, not a curated record.